AUGUACAAUCUGAAAUCCAGUGUUGCAGCCCUUGUCCUGCUUGGACAGGGCAUCUCUGCUCAGAACUCAUCUUUCCAAAAUUCUUCCUCUUCUUGGGAUCACUCUCUCUACACCAGCAGUCCCGGUGUCUUCCCAAGCCCAAACACAACUGGCAUUGGUUGGGAAGAUGCGCUUCAGAAAGCAAAAGACUGGGUCGCUCAGUUGACCUUGGAAGAAAAGGUCGCUGUGCUCACGGGCGAGCCGAAAGGCCCUUGCAUUGGCAACAUUGCUCCCAUUACUCGCGUUGGAUUCCCUGGUCUUUGUCUGCAGGAUGGUCCUCUAUCGAUCAGACAAGCCACAUACGCAUCGGUGUUCCCUGCAGGUAUCGCUGCUGCUUCAUCGUGGGAUCGUGAUUUGAUUCGUCAGAGAGGCGAGUAUCUUGGAGCAGAGUUCAGAGGCAAAGGUGCCCAUGUAGCUUUGGGACCAGUGGCGGGUCCUCUUGGAAGAUCAGCUGAUGCUGGUCGCGGAUGGGAAGGAUUCUCUCCUGACCCAUACCUUACUGGUAUCGCCAUGAAGGAGACCAUCGAGGCUAUGCAAGAGUCUGGUGUCCAAGCUUGUGCAAAGCACUGGAUUGGAAACGAACAGGAGACGCAGAGAAAUCCCGGUCUUUCACCCACGAACAAGACGAUCGAGGCUGUUUCGGCAAACAUUGACGAUAGAACUAUGCACGAGCUCUACAUGUGGCCAUUCGCCGACGCAGUCAAGGCUGGUGUUGCUUCUAUGAUGUGUUCGUACAACAGACUCAACGGCUCUUACGCUUGCCAGAACAGCAAGGCUAUCAAUGGACUACUCAAGGAAGAGCUUGGCUUCCAGGGCUAUGUUAUGAGUGAUUGGGGAGCUACACAUGGAGGUGUGGCUAACGCUGAAGCUGGUAUGGAUAUGGACAUGCCCGGCACUAUCACGUUUUUCAAAGCUGGAACUUCCUACUGGGGCCAGAACCUCACCAACGCUGUGAACAACGGGACCGUGCCAGAGUCCAGAAUUGAUGAUGCUGCUCACAGAAUUAUGACACCUUACUUCUUCCUUGGACAGGAUCAGGAUUAUCCUCUAAUCGACCCUACCAGCGGUCCCAUCAAUAUUCUUGGUAUCCAGCCUUACCUUGAUACUUUCCAAUACGGCGAGGCAAAUGUCGACGUCCGCAGUAACCACGCUGAUCUGAUCAGAAAACUCGGAUCCGCAGGUACUGUUCUUCUCAAGAACUCUAACAACGCUUUGCCUCUCAACAAGCCCAAGAACAUCGCUGUGUUCGGCAAUGAUGCCGCUGAUCCUGAGAAUGGUCUGUACUCUCUGUCUCUGACUAGCAAUGGUGACUUUGAAUAUGGUCAUCUUGCUGUCGGUGGCGGUUCUGGCACUGGUCGUCUUACUUAUCUCUCGACCCCUCUGGACGCUCUGAAGGCUCGCACCAAGCAAGAUGGUACCCUCUUGCAGUGGAACUUGAACAACACUCUCUUGACAGACUCUACUCCAGGAGCCGCUUUUGGCGCAAUCUAUCCUUAUCCUGACACUUGCAUCGUCACAAUCAAGACAUGGGCUGCCGAGGGCUACGACAAGGUAAAUCUGCUUCCUGACUGGAAUGGCACAGCAGUGGUUGAAGCAGUAGCUGGCUGGUGCAACAACACCAUCGUCGUGACCCACACUUCAGGUCCCAUUGUCAUGCCUUGGGCUGAUCACCCCAACGUCACUGCUAUCCUCGUAGCACACUUCCAGGGAGAGCAGUCAGGAAACAGCUUGGUCGACGUCCUGUACGGCGAUGUUAACCCCAGUGCCAAGCUUCCUUACACCAUUGCUUACAACGAGUCCGACUAUGCUUUCGCUCGCAUCACCAACUCUACCGAGCUGAAGCUCACUGAGGACCCCAACGCAUGGCAAGCAGACUUUGAGGAGGGCCUCCUGAUCGACUACCGUCACUACGACUACUAUAACCUUUCUGUGCAGUACGAAUUCGGAUAUGGCCUUUCCUACACCGACUUCUCUCUAUCUGAUGUCAAGAUCGAGCGUCUCGCUCCCUCAAACUUGACUGCUCGUCCCGCAGCUGCUGCCACAGUACCCGGUGGUAACCCCACUCUCUACGACACCCUCUACGAGAUCACGGUCAAGGUCAAGAAUACCGGCUCCCUCGCUGGUGACGCGGUUCCUCAGCUCUAUCUCUCUCAGCCAGUCGACGCCUCUUUCGGUCGUACUCCCACCCAGGUUCUGAGAGGAUUCGAGAAGGUCGCGCUUGCUGCUGGACAAACCAGAACCGUCACUUUCCCUCUGAUGAGAAGAGAUUUGAGUUUCUGGGAUGCCGUGCAGCAGCAAUGGAUCAUUCCCUCUGGCAACUUUGGUGUCAGAGCUGGAUUCAGCAGCAGAGAUAUCCAAGUCACUUCUGGCUUCAAGGUUCUGUAA
Messenger RNA from Aureobasidium namibiae CBS 147.97, 2424 nucleotides. RefSeq names its product putative beta-glucosidase. Bases 1 to 2424 code for a protein of 807 amino acids. The record is from RefSeq and is a predicted model, not a curated record. Lineage: Eukaryota; Fungi; Ascomycota; Dothideomycetes; Dothideales; Saccotheciaceae. The transcript has 5 exons. Gene Ontology annotation, molecular function: beta-glucosidase activity. Gene Ontology annotation, biological process: glucan catabolic process.